AUGGCACGACGCUCGUCAGCCAGAAUCCGCGCAAAGCAGUCGGCCACGCCACAGGCCCAGAGAGUGUCUGAUAUGGGUGUCGACGCCGAUGCCAUCAAGACUCCUCGCACCGCUCCCAAACUAUCCGCAGUCGACGAACACGACGAGCCGCAACCCACUCCAACCAGAAGCGCCCAAACACCUCGUGACGGCACCCCUAUACAACCCAGCGCACAGGAAAUGCAUCCCCAGAAAUACCAGAUGAGCACCGCCAAACCCCUCGAUGAGGCACGAUGGCUGGGUUUCAGCAGCAACAAGACCAGCCAGCAAACACCCACCAAGACCCCCAAGGCCCCACAGAACAUCAUGGACAACGCUCCCGACUUCAGUUUCACCUUUCAGCGACCCACUCUAAAUCUGAGCCCCCAGGCUCGCGCACUGAUGGAGGAGACAAGAGGAGAAGCGGCAAAGAUUCGCAACGAGAUGCAGGCCACACAGAAGAACCAGCCGUCAGCCAACGACGUCUUGGUGCGCAAGAUUGCUACACCGUCGGGCAAGGUCAACCGCUUCAGCGAUGUUCACAUGAAGGCUUUCAAGAAGAUGGACUCGAUCGCCGAUCACCCUUCGGCCUUCCGAACUAGAGACAACAAGCCACUGGCCACCGACAAGCCCUCUGCACUCAAGCGCUCGCCAUCCAAGGCCGAGCUUGAGCGUCCAUCCUCGUCGUCCUCAUCUACAUCUCUGCCUCGUCCUGCAUCGCGCGACAACUUGGACGCAGGCCCGGUCAAGCGUGUCAAGCGUGCUGCCGACGACGACGCUACCACUUCGCGCCCUGAUGCUACUCCCAAGCCUGCCCUCAAGAGUGCCAUCAAGUCCAACAUGACACCCCGCUCCGUCAAGCCUCCUCAGUCAAUACUCAAGUCGGCCAAAUCCGCUCGUCGUACCACCAUGAUUCCCUCUUUCCAACGCAGUCCUGUCCGGCUGAAUAUGACUAGUGCAAGCGUCCAGCACGAACAGGCUCAAGACAAGCAGAAGGACCAACGUGCACAGCUUCUGUCCAAGUCUCCAAUGAAGUCUCCAGCAAAGUCAUCCAUGGCUGACCGCAUUGCUCGUUUUGAGCCUGAGGCACCCGAGAGCCCGCUACUCAGUCGUAGUCCGGCCAAACACCCAUCUCCGACCAAGGCCUCUAUUGCUCCCGAGUCCCCUAAUGAGUCCUCGAAGAUCCCCUUCCUUGCCCGUUCUCCCGCGAAGAAGACGUCCAAUGCCAUUCAAGACGCCGAGGACCAGGAUGGACCCAAGGAGAAGCACAACAAGCAACCAUUACUCGCUCGUUCCCCUGCUAAAAUCUCCGUGCCUGGUGCCUUCGACACUGCACAGCAACAAACUCCGGGAAAGCCUAGUCUGUUCGCCCGAUUCAAUCUGCUGCGCCAAUCUCCUGUCAAGUCCAUCCUGCGCACCCCACAACGCUUGUACUCGGACGACCCCUUCAAGGUCGCUAAUGGCACUCACCUAUCAACUCCACCCAACGCCAUUUCUGAUGCCGAAAAGGCCGGCCCUCCUCCCCCUCCCAAGACAUGUCCUGUCGUAAAGCACGUUGAUUUCUCUGCUUCGACCAAGGCUUUCGAUCAAGCUGAAGAAACGCCCGACACUCCCACAAAGGCCUCAUCUCCACCAUCAAAGGCCAAUGAGCAAUCUUCUAUCGCCUAUCCUACUCUGCCCGCUACUUCUGACAAUGCCGACCGACCCAAGAAGGCUUAUCGCCGCAUGACUAUGGCUGGUGCCCCUAACGACUUCACAUUCCGCGCUGGUGAGCAAGCCAUUACCUUCGCACCGUCGCCUCGUCGCACCACGUCCCAGGAGAUCAAGCCUUCCAUCCGCUCUGUCGAACACUCACCCGAGCUUCUCACAGCCACAGGCACCAAGCGCAAGGCCGACAACGAAGACUUGAGGAAGGAGACCACCGGCGCCACAGCCAGCGACAAGGAAAACGACGAUUCUGAACAGCGUCCUGCAAAGAAGGCCAGGUCUGACAAGCCUGAGCCAACUCGCCCAUCCAUUGCUGCCGCUACUGCUAGGACUCCGGUCAAGAAGAUCCCUACUGUUGGUGUCAGACCAAAGUCUUUCACCCAGAAGCCGAAGGAGAAGCGUCCUGGUGUGCUGAGUGCGGCACGUCUAGCUGCUCUCGCAACCCCCAAGAGACGCUGA
Aureobasidium melanogenum CBS 110374 is the source of this 2184-nucleotide messenger RNA. RefSeq lists its product as uncharacterized. Lineage: Eukaryota; Fungi; Ascomycota; Dothideomycetes; Dothideales; Saccotheciaceae. The coding region runs from base 1 to 2184 and encodes 727 amino acids. The transcript is spliced from 2 exons. The record is from RefSeq and is a predicted model, not a curated record.